ACAACUGGCCAUCCAGGUGGCCAGUGAGGACUCCAGCUACAUGCCUGCCAGGAUCCUGAUCCUGGGAGGAGACGACCCGACCAACAUCAACACUGAGCUCAACACAGUCAAUGUGGCACCCUCUGCCAGCCGGGUGGUUCUGCUGGAAAACAUGACCCGCUUCUGGUCCAUUAUCCAGAUCAGGAUCAAGAGAUGCCAGCAGGGUGGGAUCGACACUCGGGUCCACGGCUUUGAGGUUCUGGGUCCAAAGCCCACAUUCUGGCCCGUAUUCAAGGAGCAGCUGUGCCGUCGCACCUACCUGUUCUACAGCACCAAGGCCCACACCUGGUGUCAGGAGGUGGUGGAGGACAAGACGCAGCUGCUGCAGCUCUUUAACAA
This is a messenger RNA of Austrofundulus limnaeus, 378 nucleotides long. RefSeq names its product cullin-7. The record is from RefSeq and is a predicted model, not a curated record. NCBI's taxonomy places the organism in Eukaryota, Metazoa, Chordata, Actinopteri, Cyprinodontiformes, Rivulidae.